CUGUCAACUCUUCACGAUCAAAUAGUCGGGGGUCGGGAAGUGUUUCAAGAAUUAAUAUCAAUUAAAUUGAAUAAAAGUGGUCCUAUUUGUGGAUCACUGAUUUAUACUGGGCUUUAUAAAAGAUUUAGUGACCAAAAUGAGUAAGCUAAUCCCCUCUGCCGCUAAACUUUUGUCCGGAAACACAAUCACAAAAGCGGCCACCCCGGUUGUAACGACCACGAAAUCAAAGUACAGCACGAAAAGUGAAGCUCGGUUUGAGAUUAAGCCCUACAAACUCCACAAAUUGGACAAGGGCCCCGCCGAGUCGGCCACCCUGACAUCGGAGGAUGCACUCAAGAUCUAUGAGCAGCUGGCCACCCUGCGCAGGCUCGAGACGGCCUCCGGGAACCUCUACAAAGAGAAGAUCAUCCGAGGCUUCUGCCAUUUGUAUUCAGGGCAAGAAGCGGUAGCGGUGGGCAUGCGGCAAGCCAUGCGGGACGUGGACUCGGUGAUCACGGCGUACCGCUGCCACGGCUGGACGCAUCUCAUGGGCGUCAGCGUGCUCGGCGUCCUGUCCGAGCUGACCGGGAGGAGGACCGGCUGCUCGCGCGGCAAGGGUGGCUCUAUGCAUCUUUACGGAAGAAACUUCUACGGCGGCAACGGAAUCGUAGGAGCACAGGGCCCGCUGGGCGCCGGCGUGGCGUUCGCACACAAGUACAGGGGGGAUGGCGGCGUCUGCUUCGCGUUGUACGGCGACGGCGCCGCCAACCAGGGCCAGCUGUUCGAGGUCUACAACAUAGCCAAGCUCUGGGACCUGCCGUGCGUGUUCGUGUGCGAGAACAACGGCUACGGAAUGGGCACGAGCGUGGACCGGUCCUCAGCCAGCUCUGACUAUUACACGCGCGGAGAUUAUGUCCCCGGCAUCUGGGUCGACGGCAUGGACGUCCUAGCGACCAGGGAGGCCACACGAUACGCCAUCGACUACUGCACCAGCGGGAAAGGGCCGCUAGUAAUGGAGAUGGAGACAUACCGAUACUCCGGCCACUCCAUGUCGGACCCGGGCACCUCGUACCGCACGCGCGACGAGGUGCAGGAGGUGCGGCAGACCCGCGACCCCAUCACCUCCUUCAAGGAGAAGAUCCUCACCAACGAGCUGGCCACCCCGGACCAGCUCAAGGAAAUCGACGCUAAAGUCCGUACAGAAGUGGACGAGGCGACAAAGCAGGCGAAGUCGGAGCCCGAGAUAGGCGUGGAGGAGCUCGCGGGCGACAUCUACUACAACAACGCGGAGCCCUACAUCCGCGGGCUCCACCCCGGCGCUCCGCUGACGCACGUGGAAGUCAUGCCUAGGGCGCGCAACUAAUGCUCUAGCCUAUUACAGCCUGGGGCCGUAAGCAUUUCUUUUUUUUUGCCAAUAAAAACAUUUUGAUCGUUUUAGGGAAUUUUAGGUCAAUUAUACUCAGAAUCACGAGUACUUUCAAUCUCACUGGGAGACAGAGUGUCCC
Messenger RNA from Leguminivora glycinivorella, 1484 nucleotides. It is a transcript of the gene L(b002), whose product is annotated as probable pyruvate dehydrogenase E1 component subunit alpha, mitochondrial. The record is from RefSeq and is a predicted model, not a curated record. Bases 137 to 1342 code for a protein of 401 amino acids. NCBI's taxonomy places the organism in Eukaryota, Metazoa, Arthropoda, Insecta, Lepidoptera, Tortricidae. Gene Ontology annotation, cellular component: intracellular membrane-bounded organelle. Gene Ontology annotation, biological process: pyruvate decarboxylation to acetyl-CoA. Gene Ontology annotation, molecular function: pyruvate dehydrogenase (acetyl-transferring) activity. The transcript is spliced from 9 exons.